Messenger RNA from Trichoplusia ni (cabbage looper), 6892 nucleotides. Its product is annotated as serine/threonine-protein kinase OSR1-like. Gene Ontology annotation, biological process: protein phosphorylation. Gene Ontology annotation, molecular function: protein serine/threonine kinase activity; ATP binding. Lineage: Eukaryota; Metazoa; Arthropoda; Insecta; Lepidoptera; Noctuidae. The record is from RefSeq and is a predicted model, not a curated record. The transcript has 14 exons. The coding region runs from base 142 to 2019 and encodes 625 amino acids.
CCUGUGGGUUGCUCACUGUACGUUUUGCUCGCAUUACGGCCAAUUCGUUCGACGAUGGCCCCUACAUCAGUUUUGCCGUAUUUUGCUAUUCGUCUAGUGAAUAUUAGCUGACAUGUUUUCUAUGUUUCGUGGACUUUAUGAAUGGUGAACGUAUUAUUCCUGCAAGUUUCACACGAGACACGUAUGUCGGCAGAUAUUGUAACUUUCAGAACAGUGCCGCGUAAAAGCUCGCGUUUGGCGGAGAUGCGGAAACAUCAUGGCACCAUCAGAAUGGAGCCGGUGCCGGAGACUGGAGGCAUGUUCAAAAUCACACAAAUACGAUCCGGGGAUAUGUCGGGUGACAUCGUGUCUCCGGGUGCACAAGGAGUAUUCAGGCAGAAAUCGUUCGGAGCAUGCGAUCGUCAGAUAACCGCAUUGUCGUCAUAUGCGCGAGCCGCACGCCUCUCGAUCGGAACAGCCGCGGCAGGUAUCGGAAAUUUAUUCACUCGCAAAAUGGCGACUACUGCAAACAACUUGUGUCCAUGGCCCAAUAGUCAGGAUGAUUAUGAAUUACGAGAUGUUAUUGGUGUUGGGGCCACAGCAGUGGUCCAUGCGGCUUUCUGUAAGCCGCGUAGUGAGAAAUGUGCCAUAAAACGUAUUAAUUUAGAGAAAUGGAAUACAUCCAUGGAUGAACUACUAAAGGAGAUACAGGCUAUGUCAAGUUGUAAUCAUGAAAAUGUUGUGACAUAUUAUACAAGUUUCGUAGUGCAUGAUGAAUUAUGGUUGGUGCUGAAGCUUCUUGAAGGUGGCAGUUUGCUAGAUGUGAUAAAACAUAAGAUGAAAGUUGCAAACUGCAAGCAUGGUGUGUUUGAUGAGGCAACUAUUGCCACAGUUCUUAAAGAGGUCCUUAGAGGAUUAGAAUAUUUUCAUAGUAACGGACAAAUUCACAGGGAUAUAAAGGCUGGAAAUAUAUUGUUAGGAGAAGAUGGUACCGUACAAAUUGCUGAUUUUGGCGUGUCCGCGUGGCUGGCCACGGGCAGAGAUAUAUCUAGACAAAAAGUUAGACACACGUUUGUGGGGACUCCUUGUUGGAUGGCCCCAGAAGUUAUGGAACAAGACCAUGGAUACGAUUUUAAAGCGGACAUUUGGUCUUUUGGUAUAACCGCCAUAGAAAUGGCAACGGGAACGGCGCCCUACCAUAAAUAUCCACCAAUGAAGGUGCUCAUGUUAACUUUGCAGAAUGACCCACCCAAUCUGGACACAGGCGCUGAUGAGAAAGAGCAAUACAAAGCUUAUGGAAAGACCUUUAGGAAAAUGAUAAUUGAUUGUUUGCAAAAAGAUCCAUCAAAGAGGCCGACUGCUACUGAACUACUGAAACACCCGUUCUUUAAGAAAGCGAAGGACAGAAAGUAUUUAACACAGACGUUGGUUGCUAUUGGACCUAGUAUGGAAACUAGGGUGCAUAAGGCAAGCAAACGUCAAACGGGUGCCUCUGGCAGGCUACACCGCACGGUGACCGGUGAGUGGGUGUGGAGCGAGGAGGAGGAGGAGCCGGCUCCCGAAGCACCGGAGUCUGAUGAGGACGUGUCGCCAAACGCCGAAGACAAGAGGCCUAUGAACCAGCUGCAGAAGGCCGACUCGAGUGGCAGCGAUAAUGAAGGCGGGGAAGAGGAGCCACGACCGAAAGCAGAGGAUGCGAAGAAACGUAAUCUAACUGCGGAUGGGGAGCCGCCUGUCAUUAACUUAGUAUUGCGAUUAAGGAACUCGCGCCGCGAACUGAACGAUAUUCGUUUCGAGUUUAUUAUUGGCAAGGAUACGGCUGAGGGUAUUGCGAUGGAGCUGGUGUGCGCUGGUCUGGUGGACCCUCACGACUCUGUGCCGAUAUCGAUGAACUUAGAGAAACUAUUGGACGCCCAAGUCACCGCUCAAGUUACCGCGCCUCCCAAGGCGGUUACAUUCCAUUUGAACUCGGCUGGUCCCAACGAACAGUUCGACGACAAAACGCUGAUAGGAUUCGCGCAAAUAUCAAUUAUCGAUUAAGGAAAGGCACAUCAGGGUUGAACAAUGUAGUUUCGGAGGCAUUGUGGUUGGCGGCCGGCGUCUAGCAAAAUGUACUUGUAUUUGUUUAUGGUGCUAAAAUGUGAAGGCUUCAAAAGAUGACGGUAGAUUUAUUUUUCAGCGAAUUCUGUGUUAAAAUUGGCCAUUAUUUUAUUUUCCACCGAGCCAAAGAAUUUUAGUCUUAAAACUUAAAUAAAAGCGUUGAUGUGUAGUUGGUAAGAUAUUUUUGUUGUCUUGUUACUAUAUGCGUCUGCAUAUUCAUAUUAUUAGUGAUUUUUUUCAUUGUAACUAACGAGUCGCUGUUAAUGUCCGUAAAAUCUGGUUAAUUUUAGGUCUAGAAAACUAUUACCAUACAUAUCUUCACGUGUUCCUUGCAUCGUAGAUUUAAACGCAAUAUUCCACCGUCUUUGAUAUUCUACCGGUUAGAUUUAUAAGUCCCUAAACAUACAUAAACAUUUAUUCAUGCAUUUUUUCUUAAUCUUUGUAUUAAUACACGAAAUACAACAUUGUUAAAAAAAAAUCGAUUAAAUGAGAGAACGUAAUUCUAUUUGAGAAAAAGACAAGCAUUACGAAAUCCUUCCCAAAAAUACCCCUAUUGAUUUGUACACUACAUCUUUGAGAAGUAGCGAAAAGUGGGCAAAUGUGUUUACGUAAUAUUUUACUGGUUUUUGGAAGCAAGCUUCUGAAGAAGAUUUCCUUUUCUUUCAUAUUUGCACCUUUAAAUUUCCCAUUUGCGCAGAAUGCAUAAUCAGGCUCUUAUUGGACGAGGAAGACCUCCGUUCACGUAGAAAUUUUGUGCCAAGAUGUAGUGAGCAUUUAAAAGUACUGAAUCUAUAUUUUACUACAUUUUAUUUCGAAGUUGGGAGUUUUUAAGCUUAUCCUAUCAAUUCUUAAUUACAAUACCUUAUGGCAAUUACAGAAACAUACCUAUUCCGGUCAAUUUUACCAUUACCAAAAUUAUUUUACUAAGUUACAUGGUUGUCCUUUCAAACUUGUAAGGUAGCCCAUAACUCUUUAGAAUGCCCUUCCGAAUCAUAAACACUCUCUCAUUUAGGAUUAAAUAACCCUUUACUCGAUAAUGUACUUUGAAAGUGGUGUUCUCUUUUUAAUCAUUUUGAUUUCUUUAGUCUCCCGCCUGCUUACGUUACCUGAUGUUCUCAACAGACGUAUAAUGUUGCAAUUUUAGUAACUCUUUUUUGGGAAAAUGAUUCUUUAACUUCCAUUGGUGUGGACGAGCGGGCGGUUUCAAUAUCAUUUCAGGCAUUUUGCUUAUAAGUAAGGAUUAAAUAGGUACACGAACGUUCUCUUAUGAGUUUUUUUGUAUUAUUAUUAUUAGUAGUUUGUGAACACUCAAUGGCUAUUUACAGGGAAAUGUCUCUCGUAUUUCAUUUUUUGUUCCUAUACUGAAUGAUUCUAAGUUCGGACAUAAUACUUGAACAGCGUUGUGUGUUAAGGUUUCUGUUUUCGCCGUGCGUUGGUGUGUUUACGUGUGACGAUGUUUAUAAACAUGUGGUCAUGCUUGGCUAGCAAGACUUCGAAUGAAUAACGAUUUCCAAGGCUAAUGCUAUGCAAGCAUACCCGUCUUUUUCCUUUUAAACGGAUAAAUUGCGAGAUUUUUGCCUGUAAAUAGUCAGUUAACGGCCCUAACACAUUGGACUCGCCCCAAAACUUCUGACUCCAAAAAUUAUUAGUUUAAAACGAAUUAUGUACAAAAAUUAAUCAUUUUAAUACGUAAUAUAUUUUGUUAUUGUUUAUACGAAUUAUGAACGUUUGGUUUCUUAAUAUUAUUAGAAUUUUAGUCAAGUAAAUUGGUUAUUUGUAUUUCAGAAGUAUACAUGCCUAUUAUUUAAGGUAAUGGUCGGUAAAUUAUACAUUUAUUUUAAUGCCAUAUUUUUCAUUGCACAUGACAUGAUUUUCGUGUUUUGGUGCUUAACUCAAAAUUUGCAUAUGUGGUAGUAAGAUAAAUAUUUUAAAUAUCAUUUUCUCGUAACAUACUCGUAACAUCAGUUUAGACUAUAGCCUAUAAAAUAUGUCUAGGAUUAAACAAAUUUCAGAUUUGCAUACAUGUUUGACUGUACUUGUAUGUCAGAUUAUUUCUUUUCCAUGAUCUGAAUGUAUGUAAAGUUAGGUUAGUGCAGUGGUGGUCUAAUCAACAUUAAAAAAAAAUGUGUAGAUCUUUACAUUCCUUUUGAUAUAAUUGUUACUUAAAUUUAGUUGUAGAAGCUUAUUGUCAAAGAAUAUGUAGUACUAUUAUAAUGUGUUCUCCUAUAAGGUCUUUUAUAAAAAUAUGGUGGUAGGAUUAAAAAUAUUUUCUACGUAAAGAAAAUGUAGGUUACACUUUUUGGGUAAAUGAGUGCGCUCAGCCUCUGGAUCUGAUAUUAUUGGUCUGUCUUCAAAAAUAUAUAUAUUUUAAUGUUGUAGAAAUAUUGGCUUCUUAUAUUUAACCUGAAAGCAUCCAUCUUCAAGUUUCAAUAAGCCCUUUUUAUUAUAAUCAACAUUGUCAGUAUUAGUUUGUACUUUGCCGUAGGAACUUCAAGUAUUAACAAUAUUUCAUACUAAUUCGCGUCAUGUAGGUUUUAUAUUGCGUUUGCUGAGUUCCUACAUUUUUUUAUGGUCACCACUGUCAUAGUAUUAUAAUGUAUUUGCACGUAGGUUUGUAACUGCACAGGUUUUAUUCGAUAUGUACCGAUAUGUUUGCACACUUAGUACCGUAUGAUUCAAGUUGUCUGUUUAUGUUUAAAUGAUUAAACAGUAUACAGACUUGUGUAAUGAGUCAAUAUUUAUCGUCGUUUAGCUAUAGUGAGGUCGGCGCAGGCGCCGUUCGAAAUGUGACAAAAUAAAAGACGAGCGCAAAAGCUUUGAAGACAACAUACUCUCAAAGAUUGAAGAACGCAAUCCGAUUUGUAAAUUAUUAAGACAAACUGAGGUCAAUGUGUUUGAUGUAUUGGGAAACUAUUUCCACUCACAGAAGAGAUUUUAAGCAAUAUCAUUGUAGUAGAUUAUUUCUUUGAUGCUUUACUGAUCGGUAUCGUAGCUUUGUGUUGCGCUUGACCUCGAUACAGACACACAGAGAGUUAAGAUUCGGUUUUCAAUUAUCACAGAAAAUCAGCGUUAUGAUGUAUAAAACCCCCUGGUGGAAAUUUGCUGAAAUGGCUUAUAAAUGUGAUUGUGUUCUCCAACUUUUCUUGCUAAUUUCGUCAAAGGCGUGAAGGCAAUAGGUCUUCUAACUGUUUAUGCAUCAAAAUAAGUUUUUCGCCUUCGUCAAACUUGUCUUGUCAAGUUUACUCUUAAUUAAAGGACUUUCCUGAUUUAACAUUAAUAUUUCAGCUCUAAUUGUAUGAACAGAUGGCCAUAAUGAGAACUAAGAGUUAAUAUUAAUUUUGAAUAAACGUCGUUGUAAUUACUCAUAGGCCUAUGAAGAAUUAUGAAUCAUCUAGUAAUAAUAUAUACGAGAUUUUUGAAGUAUUAUUUUCUACAAUCAAUUAAUUAUUAUUGUAUAAUUUACUAAUUAUAGUAUCAGACGUACUUCCAUUAUAUGUAUAUGCAUAUACAGGGUUAUUAAAUUACUAAAAAUCUUUUGUUAAUAUAGUUUGCUUUUGGGCUUGUUACCGACACUGUAAAUUGAACCUUAUAUCUACUUUAUUAAUUAUGUUUCUUGUUUGUAAGCAUAUCUUUAUACCGAAACAUAGUAUCGUGGUGUCAAAUUGAUUUUUGGGAAAUAAAUGAGAAAUUAUACGAGUUUUUAAUGUUAUUUUUAGUGAUUUAUGGUUGUAUACAUGCUUGGAGCGUAAGUGAUGUCCCAAUAAUUGUCAUGUGUUACUAACUAUGCAAUGUGUGUACAAAUAUACUAAUGGUCUAUCUAUUAAUACUUUCUCCUACUUUUAAAUUUAAUUUCCUUUAUCAGUUUAGUUGUAAGAGAUAGGAUUUACCCUAAUAAGGCUGGCCUAAUGUGUAAGUAGGUAAAUAGUGACGCUUGAACUAUCGUAAAUCUUGGUGAUUUGAUUACAACUAUAGUUAGGUGGCGUAUCACACGAAGACUGUUUGGAUUAGUUGAAAAAUAUUGAUAUUGAUUGAAGAAAUGAUCCGGGGCCGACUACCACAUCUUAGAGAAAGACUGCGGUUAUGAAAGAGAGGUCGAUCUACACCAAGUAGUGCCUUUUCGCUUGACCUCGAUACAGACACACAGAGAGUUAAGAUUCGGUUUUCAAUUAUCACAGAAAAUCAGCGUUAUGAUGUAUAAAACCCCCUGGUGGAAAUUUGCUGAAAUGGCUUAUAAAUGUGAUUGUGUUCUCCAACUUUUCUUGCUAAUUUCGUCAAAGGCGUGAAGGCAAUAGGUCUUCUAACUGUUUAUGCAUCAAAAUAAGUUUUUCGCCUUCGUCAAACUUGUCUUGUCAAGUUUACUCUUAAUUAAAGGACUUUCCUGAUUUAACAUUAAUAUUUCAGCUCUAAUUGUAUGAACAGAUGGCCAUAAUGAGAAGUAAGAGUUAAUAUUAAUUUUGAAUAAACGUCGUUGUAAUUACUCAUAGGCCUAUGAAGAAUUAUGAAUCAUCUAGUAAUAAUAUAUACGAGAUUUUUGAAGUAUUAUUUUCUACAAUCAAUUAAUUAUUAUUGUAUAAUUUACUAAUUAUAGUAUCAGACGUACUUCCAUUAUAUGUAUAUGCAUAUACAGGGUUAUUAAAUUACUAAAAAUCUUUUGUUAAUAUAGUUUGCUUUUGGGCUUGUUACCGACACUGUAAAUUGAACCUUAUAUCUACUUUAUUAAUUAUGUUUCUUGUUUGUAAGCAUAUCUUUAUACCGAAACAUAGUAUCGUGGUGUCAAAUUGAUUUUUGGGAAAUAAAUGAGAAAUUAUACGAG